UUGGUUGGUUUGUAGUCUGCUGUGGCGGUUGACGGUGCCAACUUUGAACGCUUUCGCUCGAUUUGUUCUCCCUGCUGUCGGUUUGUCGGCGGUACACCUUCGGAUAAUCUCUGUGCGAUAUAGAUUUGGAUUGUUUUUAGCGCUAGAAACGGGAAGCAAAGUUUGUGUUGGGGUUGUGGUGGUUUCCCAGCAAGAGACCUUUCAAGUCCGUCCAGAAAGUUGCGAAUAUGAAGUUAUGAAUGUUUUGCGCGCGUGUGCGUCUGUAUGUAUCUUCGGAGGGCGUGUAUGAGUGAGUAGGAUGAAGUGACACACUUCGCAAGUAUCUCGCAACUACCAAAGGAAGGGAAGAAAAAGAAUUCGGAAUCUGCUGCCAUGAUUGAUAAGAUUAACCAUAAAGAGUUGAUCAAAUGUCAUCGUCAGCAACUGCAUUAAAAAGGCGAGGUUGGUGUCGUUGAGUGACUGAGGAAGAGGUGCGGCCGGCACUCUAAAUUUAGACCUGGCACCGUAGCUCUCCUGCUGGUACUGCUCCACCUUCUCCUCCCCCUCCCUCUUUUCUUCUUCCUGCUGCUGCUGGUGCUGCUGUUCUGCUGCUCCAACUACUACUGCUGUUCCUGCUGCAGCUUCUCUUUUGUAGCUGCCACUGCUUCCACUAAGUGUUGGCGGAUGGUGGCAGCAGCACCGGCAAGGCCCUACUGCCCUAUUUAUGUUCGCCAUCUCCAACCGAAACAGCCGCUCCGCCGCCGCCGCCUGCAACCUCCGCGUCCUCCUCAACUUCUCUCCGAGAGCCUUAGGUGGAGGUCGACUGAUGGUGGAGCGAUGGAUCAUGCCGAGGAACUAGUCUGCCUAGGUUCUCCUGCGGCGGUGCCGCUGAUACUUGGGCCUCUGGCAUCAGCUUCCACCGAAGGCUUUGACCAUCAGCACAGAGUGACCGGCCGCCAAGCCAAGUGGUCGUCACGUGACACUCAGUAUUGAGGCGGCCGAAGUGGGACGCCAGUGGCGGGGAGGCAGCUCCAGCCGCCCAGUGUUGAAACAAGUGCCAUUAGUGUGGGAAUAAGAAGAAGAACCACAAGGUAUUCGGUGCUUUGCUUCGCCCCUCUCGGACGUGGCGCUUCUCCAUUCUGAAUAAUCAGAUAAUCGCAGUGACUUGAAAAAGUGAUCGUUGUGACAGAAAGUGACCGGCUUCUCGGGCAGGAAACUUCCGUGGUGAUUGAUUACUGUUUGCUGAAAUCUUUGUUGUUGUUAUUGCGACUGUCAUUGUUGAUACUGUUACUGUUAUUAUCGUUAGGUGACUGUAUGUUUAAGCAACAUGCCCGUCCCUCCGUCCUCGCCCUCCGUGGGCACCAGCAGAUACCCAUCUUACACCUCUUAUUCAUCCUCCUACCGGAGUCCGUCCUCAUCUUCCUAUAGUGGUCGCACCACGUCCUUAGACCGUUCACCAUAUCUCAGCACUUACGGCAGUAGCUAUUCGAGCAACUACUCAACCAGCACUUACGCCAGCAAGUACUCGAGACCUCCCAUCCCGUCUUAUUCGGUCGCGACCGACACUUACCGAAGCAGCCGUAGCUUGCGCCAGUCUCCCGUGAGACCCACUUACUCGAGGCUGAGCUCCGACUCCUCUCUCGAGUCGACGCUCUCGCCGUCGAGGUACAGCACUUCCCGUUACUCCAGGGACAAGAGAGAUGUGUCCACUUCGCGAGAUUCCGGAUACGGUUCCAGGCUCUCCUCUCGCGAUCGAUCGGUUGACAUCAUCAACGGAAAUGGAGUCGAUACCAGUCACUUUGGGCCGUCGCCUUCCUCUUACGCUUGCAAUUACCGAUGGGAGUAUCGAGAGAAGGACAACAAGGCCGAAACGGGAGGCAGCAAUGAUACCACAGAGCAAAAUGGAGAAGCCGAGAAGAUCAGAGUCACUGACAGGAUUCGCAACUUUGAAACUCGAUCGUCAGCCGCUAAGGAAAUAGGCGGAGGCCUGUUAGCUGGAAGGGAGAGCUCCUCAACGGGAAGGGAGAGGGGCUACUCCCCUGCGAAGGACUCCAGCAGCGUCGUCCCUCGCCGUCGCAUGAUUCCCCUGACCUUGGUGGAUAUUCCGAAGCGCUCCUCCUCCACGAGCAGGAAGAGCCCGAGCGCCAGGGACGACGACGACGACAGAAACAACAACAGCGGCAGCAACGAGCGAAGGCCUUCCGUCACGGAACUCUGCAGGAAAUACGACACCAAUCACAACGUCACCAACGGCGUGGCGAAACAAGACGACGAUGACGAGGAUGAGGACGACGACCGAAGUGACGGGAGCGCGUGUUCCGGAGGUCCAGCUGCUGCAGCUGACGACGAUGCAGCAGUCGGCACCGUCGAGACUGUCACUCUGACCCUCAAAACGCGCCCGAGGACGAGCUCCACUUCCCGCGCCGAUCGAAGGGAGUCCCCCUUAGUCUCGAGAGUGAGCUCUCCUGCUACGGGGUCACGCCUCGAUUCCCCAACCAGAAGCCGCGUGGAAUCCCCAGCCAGGUCGCGGUUCGAUACAUCGUUUAAGGAAUCCCCGGUUAGGAACCGAUUUGAAUCCCCGCUGAGGAACCGGUUGGACUCUUCGGUUGGCCGUCCCGAAUCCCCAUGUGAUAGGGAUGGGGGACGCACAUCGCCUUAUGUUAAUGGCACCUUGGAUAAGCCAAAAGUGCGGGCGAAGACAGAAAGCAGCAGUUUGGAGGGAAGCCCGCUCGGAAGGUCUAGGUAUCGCCAAGAGCGGGCUUGGGAGCGAAUAGCUGCGCGUCUUGCCAAUGAGGAUGAAGGAUCCCCUCCUCGCCGACAUCAGACCACCAUAAGCAGCAAUAGUUGCAGUAGUAGUGCUGGUGGUACUUCCCUUAGCGAAAAUAAUGGCCUUGUGGGUCUACGAAAUAUUGGAAAUACGUGUUUCAUGAACAGUGUUACGCAGUGUUUAAGCAAUACACGUUGUCUUCUUGAGUAUUUGGUGCAAGAUGGGUACUCGUCAGAUAUCAAUACAACAAUAUCUACAAUGAAAGGCGACCUUAUUCGAGCCUUUGCCAAUCUUCUUACCGACAUGUGGAAUGAGGGCAGCGACAGCAGUCGUGCCCUAAAUACGGGACCAUUCAAAUCUCAGAUUCAGAGAUUUGCUCCAGCAUUCUCAGGGUACCAACAGCAUGAUGCUCAGGAAUUCUUGCGAAAGCUGCUUGAGGGUCUUCAUGAAGAUGUUAAUCGUGUCAUAUUGAAACCAAAGCCCAUUACUGAGGAUAUUGAUGAUGAAUUAGACGACAACCAAAAAGCCAUGGAGUCAUGGAAGCGUUAUUUACGAUAUGAUGACAGCAAAAUUGUCGACAUGUUUGUUGGGCAGUUGAAGUCCUGCUUGCAGUGUUCUGUUUGUGGUCAUUGUUCUGUGACCUUUGACCCAUUCUGGGAUCUCAGUUUACCUAUUCCUAGCAAGUCAGGCCAAGUCAGAUUGUCACAGUGCCUUGAUCUCUUUACCAAAGAGGAGGUCCUUGAUGGAGAUGAAAGACCCACGUGUUCCAAAUGCAAGGAAAGAAGAAAAAUGACAAAGUCAUUCAGCAUACAGAAGUUCCCCAAAGUUUUAGUCUUACAUCUUAAACGUUUUUCACCUUUGGAACGAUGGCGUGGGAAGUUGUCAUGUACUGUUGAAUUCCCAUUGGAAAAUCUUGACCUUUCAAAGUUUGCUUCAAGUUCUACUACUUCGCCUUCGUACAAUUUGAUAGGGGUUGCCAAUCAUUCAGGAACUACAUAUUCUGGCCAUUACACUGCCUAUUGUAAACAUCCCUACUCAGGUGCCUGGCAUGAGUACAAUGAUUCAAGAGUGUCCAAUAUUUCCCAAGGAAGAGUAUGCAGCCCUGAGGCAUACGUGCUUUUCUAUGAAAUGACAUCUGCAUCAUCCAAGCUAUAAUUUUCAAGAGAAAGAAUGUUUUUAUAUAUUAUUUAAAGUGUAAAUAUGUUUUUAGAAUCAGAAAAGAUGCUAGUUCUCUGCUCAAAUGUAGGAUUGAGAGGAUGAAACUGAAUGUUUGUGUUGCUACACCUCUUUGUUAAGUGUUUCUUGAUGCAUGUUAAAUGACAGAAAAUGGGUGAUGCAACCGAAGAUUAGCUUAGGUUGUACUACCUCAGAAGAGGCAAACCAAAGUGCACAAAUUAUUGUAAGGUUAGUGCAGAGUUUUGGUGUUGAAAACGGUUACAACAUGUCAAGACUGUCCAGCUAUGUUAACGUUCCAGACUGCCUUGAUUAUGCAGAUAUUAAGAAAGGACAUCACCAAUUCAUUUGAAAGGAAGUAAUGGUAGCAUCAAGAGUUUUAGGUGCAUUGAAGAUCUAUGUACAGUAAUGUAGUGGUUAGUGGUUAUUCAUUCCUAUGGUCAUUGUUCUUUUAACAUGCCAGUCCAUUAUCCUUCCUUUGCGUGAAUAGUUAUAUUGAACUCAUUCUCCUACUAUGAAUGGCUGGUGUUUUGUUAAUGAAUAAACAGUAGUUGAACACUGGCACGGGGGUCAUUAAAUUGUUUGUUGUUGUUAUAGUUCUUUUAACUUAUUAAUUUUUGGUAAAUGCUGAAAUACUCUGUUUAACACAUGCCAGUUAUAGAUGAUGUUGAACCUUGUGUCAUGUAUAUAAUAUAUAUAUCAGUAAUAUAUUACAUACCAUUCAUAUUGUACAUAAAAUAUAUAGUAAAAAUAUUUUAUUUAAAGUGAAGAAGUUAUCUUGUGGCAUAAGCUCUGAUAUCCAAAGGUCUAAAUAACCAAACACAGGACAUCAUUUUGGCAACAGUGGUCAUUUUCUGUCAUUAUGUUGAUUAAUGAUAAGUCAUGGAAUUUCUUGUUUUGUAUUCUAAAAUUACACAAUUUUUUGUCGUAAAUAUGUUUUAAAUGUGCAUAGUUUAUAUUAGUUGGCUAAAUAGAGGCAUCAUGAACUGUUUUUAUGCCUCACACCUUUGGAAACAGUAGUCAUCUGUGAGUUAUCCAUCAUUUUCUAGAGUCGUAACUUAUUAAGGACAGUGUAUAUAACAGUACGUAAGUGAAUACCACGUGGAUGAAAACGGAAAAACACUGACAUAGAGGUUUUUCUUCAAAGAUCUUUAAUCAUGCAACAUAUCUCGCUGUUGUACAGAUUAAAAUUCUGCAGAAAAUAUUUUUUAUGGCUGUAGAGUAAUAAAAGUUGCCUAGUCAAUGCAACAGUUAUUUUUUUGAAUGAAACUUAUUGCUACCAGUGCCAUAUAGUGAUGCAGUCUAGUGAACCAAAAAUAAAAUAAUGACAAUACUGUUAGCAUCAGUCUCAGAAACCCCUGUUGCCUUUAUAUAGUGGCUUUAUCAGAUUUCUUUACUGUAGUGAUAUAUCUUCAGAGGAAAUAUUGUCUAUAGUUAAUGUACAGCACUGUCACCAACGUAGCCUUAGAUUUAAAUAGCAUAUAAAAUGGCAUCAUGAUAAAACAGGCGUAAUAAAUCAAUAUUAAUGGGAAAAUUUACUGGUGCAAAAGUAUACCAUGUACUACUUUGUACCCUUGUUAUUGGUUACAGUAUGCUGAAUGUACUGUGUGAUGUGUAUUUUGUCUCGCUAGAUCUUGUUCAAGUUAUUUAUUUCAUUCUCAUCAUCAUUAAAGGCUUUGCUGUUAAAAACUACUGAAGAUAAAAGGUAACAGAAGUUUUACAAUUUACUGGUGCAGAAUAUAAAACUUUAUACAUAUUUACAAUUCACAAGGGGAUCCAUUAUUCAUAUAUUCAUACUAAGCUGGGAGUUUUAUUGAGUGUCUGCCUUUAGUCUGGAAUUAAAGUUUUGUGCUUUUGAAGUGUAUCCCUUAUUUUUUUUAACUGACUAUUGACAUGGUUAGUUUAGGUGCAAUGUACAGAACUUUGCAAUGGAAAUAAGUUAGCACUUCAAAAUUCCUUUAUUGACAGGCAAUGUCAGAUUUUAUUAAAGAAAUGGACUUGCUUCAAAAUGUAUAGAAACACAACCUUUUACUUUUUGUAUGGUAAAAAUUGUGGUUAAGAUAAUUGUUGGAAAUUUAACUAUAAUUUUAUUUCAUAGAUGAUAAAGAAAACUAUCAUAUGUCCGUUCAUGUUGGGAAAUGUGGGAUCCAUACAUACUACCUACCCUACUUCUGCUGUAUAAGGAUAUCUGUGUAUAUUAGUAUUAUAUUUUAUAUGUUAAGUUAAACACUUUUGUGUUAAUAUUGAUUUCCAAAUUGCUAUUGUUAUAUACCAGAAGUUGAUAAAUUACCUUCUGUUAACAAUGCUAUUGGCAUUUGUAGAGAGGCAACAAGAUUCUGCUAAAAGUCCAAUUGUUUCUUCACAUUACUGUACUAAUUGCUACUGUGUAGCUUUUGAUAUUAACAUAUAUUAGCUUGUAAAGUUAGUCUACAAAGAAUGAGUUUUCUGUGAAGCAACAAAUUGGAACCCUGCUGUGACCCAUCAAAGUUUUUUAAUUCAGCAUGGUUAAGGAGCACAUUUUCAUCAAGUUUAUCACUUUUAUAUGAUAAACAUAGUAUUGUUCCACUGAAUACUUAACAUAUAUACAGGAUAUAUCUGUACAUAAUGAUAUUAUUUUGGGGCUUCCUCUCUUACUACUAGAAACUUGACACUUCUGCCCAUAAAUUUUCAUUAGCCCUGAAGUAUAGAAAACUUGUUGAAUGGUAAUAGUUUCAAUUUCUUUUAAGUCUGAAACUAGUUAAUUGACUAAAAUUAAAUCAGAACUUUUCAGUGCACUGGGGAAGUUCCUAGAAUAGAAGUCACCCUAUGAUAUAAUAGUAUAUGAAAAAAUAAAUGUUUAUAUGGAAA
Messenger RNA from Macrobrachium nipponense, 6766 nucleotides. RefSeq names its product ubiquitin carboxyl-terminal hydrolase 2-like. The coding region runs from base 1307 to 3901 and encodes 864 amino acids. NCBI's taxonomy places the organism in Eukaryota, Metazoa, Arthropoda, Malacostraca, Decapoda, Palaemonidae. Gene Ontology annotation, biological process: protein deubiquitination. The record is from RefSeq and is a predicted model, not a curated record. The transcript is spliced from 10 exons. Gene Ontology annotation, cellular component: cytoplasm. Gene Ontology annotation, molecular function: cysteine-type deubiquitinase activity.